UCCGCCGCCGCCCGCCAACUUGGCUGCCGAGCUCGAGUACCCCGAUCCGAGCGGCAAAGUCGACUACGCCGCGCGCGAACCCGUCGAAGGUCUCGCCUCGGCGGAGGCUGUGACGGAGAAAAUCGUGCCUGCGGAGACGCUCGCCGCGCUCAAGGCACGCAUCGAAGCUCUUCGCGCGAUGUGCUUGGAUCCGCGCGGGAUCUCCAUCGGUGACGCCGUCAACCUCGCCAUUCUUGAAGAAAUGUUGCGCGACCCGACGUGCGUGGCGCACGCUGAAGAUCUCCAAGCGGGUUCUUCUUACAACAUUCCAGCCAACACGCAGCAAGCCUUCGGCACGCUUCGCGCGGCGGAUGAAAUCAUUGACGAAGGUCACUUCAUGGGCAAGGCUUUGGGCGAGGCCAUGAACGGCUACCGCCCCAUCGUCGAGCUCAUGAAUGCCAACUUUGGUAUUUACGGCAUGGCUGAGCUCUCGUCCGCCGGGAACACGUACGCGACGACUGGAGGGCAAUUUCAAAUGCCCAUGACCGUCAUCGGUGCCGGUGGUACCGCCCCGAACCAAUCUCUCGGCGCCGAACACUCGCAACCGUUCCACGCGUACAUCAUGGGCAUUCCCGGCUUGAAGAUUUGCUCGGCGUCCAAGCCUCAAGAGGCGUACGGCUUGGCCAAGUCUAUGAUUCGCGACAACGGCCCGGGCGUGCUGUUGCUUCCGGUGAAGAUGAUGAAAUCUCGCGGACCGGUGACGCCAGAUUCUUUCCUCCCGCUCCACAAGUCCACCGUUCACCACUUGGCGAGCGACGAAUCCGUCAAGAACGACAAAGCCGUCACCAUCGUCACCUACCUCCACGGCGUCAAGGAAACCGAGGAAGCCAUCGCGGAGCUCAACACCAAGGGCAUCGACGCCGACUUCAUCGAGCUCACGUGCAUGAAGCCCGUGGAUUGGAAAACCAUCCAAACCAGUCUUCAGCGCACGCACAAGCUCGUCAUCCUCGACGAAUCCACGCGCACCGGCGGCGUCGGCGCCACCGUGAGCGCCUUCGUCGGCGAAAACCUCUUCGACGAGCUCGACGCCCCCGUGAUGCGUCUGUGCAUGGAGGACGCCCCCGUGCCGUACGCCAGCGAGAUGGAGAAGACCGUCGUCAAGCGCGCCGCCGACGUCGUCACCGCCGUGACGUACAUGAUCGACCGCCAGGCGUAGACGCGACCAGUAGACACCCACU
Molecule: messenger RNA, 1217 nt
Organism: Ostreococcus lucimarinus CCE9901
Lineage: Eukaryota; Viridiplantae; Chlorophyta; Mamiellophyceae; Mamiellales; Bathycoccaceae
Exons: 1
Coding region: 179-1195 (338 amino acids)
Biological process (GO): pyruvate decarboxylation to acetyl-CoA
Molecular function (GO): pyruvate dehydrogenase (acetyl-transferring) activity
Source: RefSeq, a predicted model, not a curated record